Molecule: messenger RNA, 2140 nt
Organism: Ectocarpus siliculosus
Lineage: Eukaryota; Phaeophyceae; Ectocarpales; Ectocarpaceae
Source: the annotation of a GenBank genome assembly
GCACUGCUUGCUGAACUGCUGGCUGUGCGCCCGCCGGAACCAUGCGUAGACAUUUACUGGCAAUAGGGGCGUUGAGUCUCGCGACGGGAGCUGUGGGUUUUUUGUCCACCUCGCUCCUGCCGAGACCAUCUUCUAAGCUUGCUGGCAGCAGGUGGCAUCAUGAUCUUUGCAGGAUGUGCGCACCGUCUGCUGACGCGCAAGAGGGGGUAGGAGCAUCUCAGGCCUUCACCAGGGAGGGAUGGAUGAAGGCAACCGCGGCUGCAGCCGCGCUAGGGGUCGGGAUCGCUGUGUCCCCUGGUUCGUCGACAGCAGCAGACGGCGGAGCCCCCAAAGGACUGCCCGCCUCGGGGUAUUUCGUGCAGCACGCGGUGUUUAAGGUGCCCGACAUGGACGAGGAGGUGAAGUUUUUCACGGAGGGGCUGGGCAUGAAGGUCGUGCGGCAGAGGGAGGUGAACGGCGCUCGGAACGUUUUCGUGGCGUAUGGGGACGAGAGCCUGCAAAGCAAGGACGGGGGGUACUUUUCUUUGGAGCUGGUCUACGACCCGAAGGCUCCCCCCGGCUACAGCACGGGCGGGCCAUUCCAGUACCUCGGGCUCACUCUCAGCUCCACGCUAGCCACGAUCGCCUACAAGGUGGACGCUGCGGGGGGUACGGUGGUUCCCCACUGGUUCGGGACGAAGGAUUUCGUGGAGGCGACCUCUCCCAGCGGUACCACCGUAAGGGUCAAGGAGGGGAAACGGCGGGACCCCUUUUCAGUAGUGGGGUUCGGCACACAGUUCCCGGACAAGGCCACGGCCUACUUCCACAACGUGCUGGGAAUGAAGGAGCAAGACGCGGGUCUGCUCAAGGUCCUGGGUCCGCUGGCGGGCGACGCCCUGCGUCUUUCGGGGUACGACAAGGGGGGCGUGUCGGUGGCGCUUAACCCCGUCGACUCCAAGAUUUUCGAGGGGGGAACAUUCCGGAAGCUGGCAGUUCUGACGAAAGACACCAAGGCCUUGGCCGACAAGGUUUCGGCGAGCGGAGGCGCCAAGAAGACGGGGGGAGGGGACGUGCUCUUCGCGGGGGAGGUUCCGGGGAUCGGGACGAAGGUGGCCAACACGAUCGAUUUCGAGGGUCGAGGAGUGGUGUUCGUUGACUACGACGACUUCGAAGGAGAGAUGACGCCGCCAAGCUCGGAACAGGAGGAGUCCUAGGAAGACAGCAGCAGUAGUCUACGCAGAUUUCUCAAAGUAAGAAACCAUUCUGGAUAAAACGUAUAGAUGGGGGGGUUAGUUGGGGCUCAGGGUUAGGGCUAUAGAGUCUGCGUGCUGCCUGCUAGUUUUUCGUAACUAAGCUUGCUUUGUUUUGCGUAGGCAGUCGUGGGGAGACCGCUCAACAACCGUCCGGAAGCAGUUGUUGUAGGCUAAAGCAGUAAGCGCCUCUGGUUUGGACCGAGGCUGGGAUUCUUAGUUCCUAGGGUUAUGGUACAAAUGGCCGCAGUAUAUGUUUUAGUGGAGGUUCUUAUCCAGGCUGACAAAUGGUGCUCAGGUUCGGCUUACGAUGUCCUCAAGUUAUUAGAAUUUGAGAUUUUUGAGGCUCCAUGGAAGUGCCAAGUUCUUAGGUGCGAAAAAUAAAUACCUGCCAAGCUGUUCAGUGCUUUGAUGGCGCUACCUGUAUUCAGACGCUACCGAAAAACGGAUACAUGUACUUCGAAGGACAUAGACUAUAGAUGGUAGGGAGUUUAGUAUGGAUGGCCUCCGCGCCUCUGCCGUGGGGCGUUAUGUUAUUGAGGUCGAAAAUUGAACUUGGCAACUACAUCAGGCGCUCGGUUUUUGGCAGCCAACAACAAGUCGUGAGCUUCGCGCACAGCAGUAGAGGGUCUCAAGUGGUGCAAGGUCUCGUUGUCGUUGCUGCGCAUUGUGCAGGAGUAGUGCAGCAGUGACUACUGCUGUGGAGGUGGGAUUCGCGUUUGACGUAUCGUAGAGGCCCUCCGUCAUCUUUGAACGUCUAGUCUAACGUUGUGACCUGCCGCCGGUCUGCAGUCUCGCAAGCGUUGCCAGGCGGGGAGGGUGAUGUAUAUGUUGAGCGCCAGGACCGAACACGCACACGUGUACUUGUGCGUGUCAGUCCAAGAAUAGAUGUGAAGUAUCUCACACCCUCC